CUAGCAUCUCUCGGCUUCUUGGCUACUGCAUCAGCCUUUGCGCAACAAAGUUGCAACCGACCGUCUUUCACUGCUCUCAAUAUGGCAUCCCCCGCUGAAUUCGUUGACUCAGAGAUUGAAUCAAACGAUGUAAGAAUUCAAUAUAUGGUGUGAAGUCAUUCAGACACUCUUCUCGUGUUACUGUUCCAUCAAAAUUUCUUGUAAUCAACUCAAUAACCCACUUUGAAUCUUGCUUUACUCUACGCUUUGAUAGGUUGUUGUUUUCUCGAAGUCUUACUGCCCUUUCUGCACGAAGACCAAGGAGUUGUUCGAUAGCUUGAACGUCGAAUAUGCCGUCCACGAACUCGACCAGAUGGGAGACGAAGGUCCCGAAUUACAAAUGGCUCUCUUCAAGAAGACGGAACAAAAGUCUGUGCCCAAUGUCUUCGUCAAGCAACAACAUAUUGGAGGCAACGAUGAUACGCAAGCCGCAGCUGCGGCCGGAAAGUUGCAGGAAUUGCUUGGAUUGUAGAUAAUGAAUUACGGUAAAGAAAUGAAAAUCCAUUUAUAAUUCUCCUCUAUGAAAAAUGUUCUGCACUUAUAUCAUGGAUGCGGCGUAUUUUCAACAACUUCAAACGUUGUUUCUUCGAAUCGUACGAGUAAGUACCGGUUGGAAUACUGUUUUUCGAUCUCCAAUCCUGAGGCACAGAGCCGAUCAUAACAAAAAUCAAUUAUUGCUGGCAACUAAACGAUUCUAGAACACAUGCAAUCAAAUCAUUUAGGGUCA
Molecule: messenger RNA, 766 nt
Organism: Pseudo-nitzschia multistriata
Lineage: Eukaryota; Bacillariophyta; Bacillariophyceae; Bacillariales; Bacillariaceae
Source: the annotation of a GenBank genome assembly